Messenger RNA from Ochlerotatus camptorhynchus, 1853 nucleotides. RefSeq names its product nervous fingers 1 (gene nerfin-1). The transcript has a single exon. The record is from RefSeq and is a predicted model, not a curated record. Gene Ontology annotation, biological process: negative regulation of transcription by RNA polymerase II; regulation of cell cycle process; neuron differentiation. Gene Ontology annotation, cellular component: nucleus; transcription repressor complex. NCBI's taxonomy places the organism in Eukaryota, Metazoa, Arthropoda, Insecta, Diptera, Culicidae. Gene Ontology annotation, molecular function: DNA-binding transcription repressor activity, RNA polymerase II-specific; RNA polymerase II cis-regulatory region sequence-specific DNA binding. The coding region runs from base 214 to 1566 and encodes 450 amino acids.
CUUUGGUCCGGUGAACAAGUGAUUCGUUGUACGCACUAUUUUUAUUCCUUUGUACAUAUAGUUUAUUGCGCAAAGUUUAAGUAUUUUUACUCGAAACCAGUUAACGUAAAGGAGUAUUUAAUGUGGACAGAGUGGACGGUUAAUUUAUAGUGGAUAAGGAAAAUUAAGAUAAGCACGUGUUUGAAACGGUGUACGUGUGUGUGACAUGCUAGUAUGGCUUCAUCGCAGAUCCAAGUACGCCCACCAAUGGGUCUCCUGACGACGGUGGCCGAUCUGCCGCCAAGCUUCAAGGCGCAAUAUGUUCCCGUCGUCGCCGCCCUUACCAAGCUUGCCACCGACUCACCGCUGGAUUUGACGGUGAAGCAGUGCUUUGGGGGUGCUAUUACACCUCCGCUGACACCGUCGCCGCUGAAGAAACGCUAUCGCGAAGAGAACGACGAAAAUCGUGAUGGAAAUCUGACCAAACAGAUUAAGGUUGAACACAUAGUGCCGGAAAAGAGGGAAGCCACACCAGUGAAACCCGUUAAAAUCAGCGCGGCUCCCAGGAGUUCAAAGAACCCUCCUCCGGUGGUUCCAAUUUCGAAAGAGCGUCGAACGAAAGCAGCCAGAAAGUUAAAAUUUGACGAAGAAACCACAUCACCGGUGUCCGGUACGAUAAUCAUAUCACUGGAGGAAGUCAUCAACAGUGACAUGCCCCGUGAGUCCGGUGAUAUUGAUCCUCAGUUUAACUUGGUGGAAAUAUCGGACGAGGUGCGAGCAGAGCUAGCUACCAUUCCUAAUGUAAUCGGUGCCUACAAUUGUAAACUGUGUCGAUUGGAGUUUGAAGAUGCAUUCGGACUUGCCCAGCAUCGAUGUGCUUGCAUAGUUCUUCUGGAGUACCGUUGCCCGGAGUGUAGUAAACGAUUCAACUGCCCGGCAAAUUUGGCAUCUCAUCGUCGUUGGCACAAACCACGGGAUCAAGUUGCCAAAAAGGGCGAUGGUGACAAGAACGAUGAAUCGGAAUGCAAGUACCGCUGUGAGCAGUGUAAUAAAACCUUCAAACGUCCAGCCUAUCUGAAGAAGCAUCAACUGACGCAUCAAAAAGCUAAAAAUAAACCCAAACAUAAUCAAUCAAGUGCCGAAACCGAAACAAACGCAACAAUCAUUACAUCCGCUAGCUAUCGUAAUAGUAGCUGUGAAGAGUCCAAUCAUUCUGCCGACAGUGGCAACACGGUCUACGUUAAUCACAUGACCGAAGCUCCACAUACUGUGUUCACCGUAGUGGCCAGCGAGCCUCCGCUUCAAACAGAAUUGGUCCAUCAUAACUAUCACAUAAACUCCGGCGUCUCUCAUCAAUCGUCAACCACCGAACCAAGUGAAAUGGAGGAAGAGGACGACGACGACGACGAGGACGACUACGAGGAGCGUGCUUUGGUUAUCAACGAGGACUAUCAGGACGAAAUGGAGGAGAUUCGCUCGGCGUACUGUGACCGCUUCACCGAGGAGGAGAACAUUGCCGCUGCAGCACUGGCUCAUCUACGCAAUGGACCAUCGGUAAUCCGACACACGACCGCGCUGGUCGUCUAGGAAGGAACCUUUAUACUCGUAAGUUGCCUAACAGUAGUUACUUAAGUACUAUCAUCAUCAUCAUUACAGUAGCGCGGGGACGGUAUACGGUGUUCUACUCCGGGAUUAGCUUUCUUAGAAAUAUAGAAUAGGGUAUUAUGAUUUAGUUAAUGUACAUUUUGCGAACCACAAAUCAGCAUCACACCAAAUGAAGACUUGCUACUAAGAAAAGACUGUACAUAGCUUUAUAGGGAUAAGACAGCAGAGCAAAGCUCUCGCUCGUUCUCAACUAGAUUCUAGGUCACCGA